Paramacrobiotus metropolitanus is the source of this 1272-nucleotide messenger RNA. Its product is annotated as ubiquinone biosynthesis O-methyltransferase-like. Gene Ontology annotation, molecular function: 2-methoxy-6-polyprenyl-1,4-benzoquinol methyltransferase activity. The record is from RefSeq and is a predicted model, not a curated record. Gene Ontology annotation, biological process: ubiquinone biosynthetic process. The coding region runs from base 173 to 1078 and encodes 301 amino acids. NCBI's taxonomy places the organism in Eukaryota, Metazoa, Tardigrada, Eutardigrada, Parachela, Macrobiotidae. The transcript has 3 exons.
AAUUUUGUGAGCGCUUGAAAAGCCUUGAAUCUGCUAUAAGUACGCUGCUUCGACGUUGUUUUCAAGCAGUAUUAAAUUUUACUUUGUAAAUUCCCUCAGUUAGUUUUCUGUUGGAACGUAUAGUCAGGAUUGCAGUCAUAUUUUGAAUUUUUGAUCCACACGGAUUCCACAAAUGGCUAUGCAAGGCACUCUACUAGAAUUUAUCCUGGGAUGGCUGAUGAUCCCAUGGCGAAUUUUUGUGGAAAUCUACAGGCAUGCUUUUCCUCCCGCUAACGAAGCUGGAGAGCAUGAGCACGAAGGAAUGCUGGAUGCGUCAAGCGGGGACAUCACCAUUGACAAGCGCGAAUUGUCGCACUGGACGAAAUUAUCCCAGCAGUGGUGGGACCCGGAAGGCGACUUUGCUUUGCUGCAUGGAUUUAACCAUUGCCGGAUCCCGAUGAUUCUGGAUGCCUACAGCAAGUAUAUUGCCCAGAAGCCGUUGCCGGAUACCAAUCCCCUGCGUGGCGCGAAGAUCAUCGAUGUGGGAUGCGGCGCUGGAUUCGUUUCCGAGCCGCUGCGGGAGUACGGCGCGGAUAUUACCGGAGUCGAUAUGGUUCCGGCCGUCAUUGAGUUAGCCAAAGCGCAUUGGAACGAAAGGCAUCCGACGGAAAUCGGUCCAGACUACCUCUGCACGUCGGUGGAGGAAAUUUCAUCGCAGCGCCCGGAGGAAUUCGACAUGGUGUUGUGCUUAGAAGUACUCGAUCAUGUGGCCAACUGGAAAGAAUUUGCGGCGCAGUCCUGCCGACUACUGCGGCCUGGAGGCUGUGCUAUCUUCUCCACGAUCAACCGGACUUUGGCGGCACUGAUCAUCGCGAUUAUUGGCGGCGAACACCUGUUGCGCAUCGUGCCGAUGGAUACGCAUCAUCUGCGCAAAUUCAUUAAGCCCAGUGAGGUUGAGUAUGAACUGAACAAACACGGUUUGGUGCAGGUUAACCUCACCGGAUGUACGCCGGUGGAUCCGUGGGCCCGCCGACCUCGCUGGUCAGACGUUUCUUACUGUGGUGUGACGUAUGCUAUCACUGCUGUUAAACGCGCUUGACUUUGCUAUAUGAAUUUUGUUCAUUUCCGGAACUCGUUUGCUCUUACAGUAUGUGGGAUAGGCAUUUGCAACAAGAAAUAAACAAAACAGGAAGAUGCUAAUUAUGCUAUGUAUUCGCAUUCUGCAUUUACUUUUCGUUCUGUCGUCCUGUAUCCAGUAAAUUUUUGCUGAUGACGAAUAUAUAUGCAGGUACG